This is a messenger RNA of Cololabis saira (Pacific saury), 1422 nucleotides long. RefSeq names its product replication factor C (activator 1) 4 (gene rfc4). Gene Ontology annotation, molecular function: ATP binding; ATP hydrolysis activity; DNA binding. Bases 163 to 1233 code for a protein of 356 amino acids. The transcript is spliced from 11 exons. Lineage: Eukaryota; Metazoa; Chordata; Actinopteri; Beloniformes; Belonidae. Gene Ontology annotation, biological process: DNA-templated DNA replication; DNA repair. The record is from RefSeq and is a predicted model, not a curated record. Gene Ontology annotation, cellular component: nucleus; DNA replication factor C complex.
GUGACGUUUCCCGCCAGCGCGGGAAGAUAGCCCUCGUGACGUCACACGUGCAUACACGGGUCGAGUCUUCUGCUUUAAAGAUUUACUAGUGAAGCAAAUUCAUCAAAAUCCUGAGUACUAACUUCAUCCAACUCCCGGCUCCAUUGCAUCGCAGGAGGAACCAUGCAGGCCUUUCUGAAAGGAGCAACCGCUCCAGUGAGCAGAGCUCCGAGGGACAAGGCAGCAGCAGCCAGCUCCGAAAAAAAAGCCAAGGCUGUUCCCUGGGUGGAAAAAUAUAGACCAAAAUGUAUUGAUGAGGUGGCCUUCCAGGAGGAGGUUGUAGCGGUUCUGAAGAAAUCUUUGGAAGGAGCUGAUCUUCCCAACCUGCUCUUCUACGGUCCUCCUGGAACAGGAAAGACGUCCACCAUCUUAGCUGCUGCCAAAGAACUUUAUGGUCCUCAGCUGUACAGACAGAGGGUGUUGGAGCUGAAUGCUUCCGAUGAAAGAGGCAUCCAGGUCAUCCGGGAGAAAGUCAAGAACUUUGCUCAGCUCACGGUGUCCGGGACUCGUCCUGACGGGAAGCCGUGUCCUCCGUUUAAGAUCAUCAUCCUGGACGAAGCCGACUCCAUGACGGGGCCGGCCCAGGCUGCUCUCAGACGCACCAUGGAGAAGGAGUCUCGUACCACCCGCUUCUGUCUCAUCUGCAACUACAUCAGCAGGAUCAUCGAGCCUCUCACAUCCAGAUGUUCCAAGUUUCGUUUCAAACCUUUGGCCAACCAGAUCCAGGAAGAGCGUCUCCUGGAGAUCUGUGAGAAAGAGAAGCUCCAGUACACGGAGGAGAGUAUAGCGGCGUUGGUGCAAGUGUCCGAAGGAGACCUGAGGAAAGCCAUCACAUUUCUCCAGAGUGUUGCUCGGCUCAGCGGUAACAAAGAAAUCACCGUUGGUGCCGUGGUUGAGAUAGCAGGGGUCGUUCCCUCCCCGAUGAUCCACUCCCUGCUCCAGAUCUGCUUCAGAGGAACAUUUGAGAAUCUAGAGGUCGUGCUCAAGAACACGGUGGACGAAGGCUACGCAGCCACCCAGAUCCUGAACCAGCUGCUGGACUCCAUCAUAGAGCAGGAUCUCCCGGACAAGAACAAGUCUGCCAUCACAGAGAAGAUGGCGGUUGUGAGUAAGUGUCUGUCCGACGGAGCAGAUGAAUAUCUGCAGAUGUUGAGUCUGUGCUCCGUCAUCAUGCAGCAGGCCAGCCAGGCCUAGUCCAGGCCUAGUCCAGGCCUAGACCAGCCCCCGCUCCCCCCGGAGCCUCCGGAGGUCCCGGGUCCGCUGCAUCGUCGGCCCACGGUGCUGGUUUCCACAGUCCCUCCUUUAGCUUUCUCACUUUCACAAACAGGUGAUAUGUAAAACCUGUGUAAUAUUUUGGAGAAUAAUAAAGAUUGUGGUUGUUUC